Molecule: messenger RNA, 760 nt
Organism: Hyphopichia burtonii NRRL Y-1933
Lineage: Eukaryota; Fungi; Ascomycota; Pichiomycetes; Serinales; Debaryomycetaceae
Exons: 1
Coding region: 5-634 (209 amino acids)
Source: RefSeq, a predicted model, not a curated record
GCUUAUGAAUAGCUAUUCAUCAAAUGAUAUUAAUCAAAAAUUGGUUUUCAACCUUAUCAAUUUAACAUUUUCUUCAUUAUGUCCAACCUUAUUUUUCAUUACUCAAUUAGACUCCCAUAAUUUAAUCUGUGCUGCCACAGAAACUUACGUUUACAAAAUUAUCAAUAAAGUCCUACACUUAUCUUCAGAUAAUUCAUUGUUUUGGUUGAGUUUAAUUAACUUUGCUCAUGACGUUUGCUUUACCGAUAUCACUUGGUGCCCGAUGUUCGAAAAACUAUUUGAUUACUUAGUGUCCAACAGUCAUGAAAUCAUUGGUGAUACUCUUGUCAAAAGUGGAUUGGAAGCUUUCGUAUCCACCUUUAGUGAUGGAAAAGCUAGUCUUGAUGCUCUUCGUAUAUUCCUAGACUUGAAACAUGUGGAUGUUGUUUCUUACUCAACCAUUGCUAAAUCUGAAUAUGAAUACUUGUAUAAUUGUGGAUUACUCGGUCGUAAACCGUGGGCUGCAAAUGAGCAAGUGAGUCUUGAGACAUCUUCAAACCUACCUCGAUCUCCCGAACGAAAGCAUUAUAUCGUCAAUUCAGCUAGAAAGCAAAGUGUUCAUGUCGAUGACUUUGAAAAUGAUUCUUUCAACUGAGUAUCUCUUUCUGUUAUAUCCCCCUGAUGCCCAUCUUUUCUAUAUUUUCUGUCAAUCUUUUGUUAUAUGCUUUUGUUAUAUGCUUUUGUUAUAGUAAUUAGUUAUAGUGUAGAGACUGUGUGCAGG